AUGCCUUUCCGGGAGACACUGGAUAUACUCAACGAUGCUAGCACACCAGCAAGAUGGAUGUGGAUUCCAAGUCUCAGUCUGGUCGCAGCCCAGAAAAAGGUAUUUAUCAUCCUAGACGCAUUGGAUGAAUCAAUUACAAGAGAUGAUGUUCUCCGCUGGAUCAAGGACAUUGUUUCCAGGUCAGAGUUACAUGUCCAGCUGCUUUGUACCAGCCGACCUGAACCCGAUUUUCUGAGCCAUAUUCCACAAUUGAUAGAAGAGCAAAAUUGUUUGCCACUUGAUAAGGAGGCUGUCGACUCUGAUAUUCAAUCGUGGGUCACAACACAACUUGCUCAACGGCAUGAUUUUACAAAGAAGUCGUUGUCGCAGGAUCUUAUCAAGGAAAUCCAGGGGAGGGUUGGUGAUGGGGCCGACGGGAUGUUCAGGUGGGCGUUCUGUCAAUUGGACAGUCUUGCUCGAUGUUCCCACGAAGCCGCUAUGGAGGAGGCUCUUGCAUCUUUGCCGCAGACAUUAAAUGAGACAUACCAGCGCAUGAUUGCAAACAUACCAGCAGAGUUACAGAAUGAUGCUAUACGCCUCCUGCAAUUCCUGGUGCACUCCAAGAGACCUGUCAAGCUAGCGGAAGCUAAAGAAGUAAUUGCGACGCAGAUUAAAACUAAGGCGCGAGGGUUCAGUGUCAAGCGUCGACUGUUCUAUGAGACUGAUGUUUUGAAAUACUGUCCCGGCUUACUGACAGUUGUUCAGGCCACCAAUAAAGAGCUACACCUCGCCCACUUUUCUGUCAAGGAGUAUCUUGGUGAAAUGAAUGGUUUUAGCAAUGCGACUGCCAGCGUUUCUAUUACAAAGACGUGCUUGACUUAUCUCACGGACAUCAACGGUAGCCACAAAGAGCUCGAGGAGAAUUUUCCAAUGGCAAGAUAUGCGGCGGAAGCUUGGACAGGCCAUGCUGCGUUAGCUCAGGCUUCUUCAGAUAUUGUUGCAGCGAUAGUCAAGUUCUUGAUGGAGGAAGCGACAUUUCAACGAUGGCUUCAUUUGUUUCAGGCUGAUGUGAGUUGGAAAAGCAACUCUGGCUCUCCACCAGGCUCCAGGCUCUACUAUGCGUGCUUCGCAGGGCUCGCACAGCCAGCACGAACUAUAAUCCACAAUGGGGCAGACGUCAACGCGAAGGGCGGCCGCUAUGGCAAUGCUCUCCAGGCUGCCUCGAUAGAAGGCCAUCAGGAGGUUGUGAGACUGCUCUUGGACAAGGGAGCAGAUAUCAACACGCAGGGCGGGGAAUAUGGCACUGCUCUACAGCGGGAUUUUAUUGGUCCGCUAUCAGGUGAUUUGCGCAUGACUGGGUCUUUCAAAAAUGGUAAAUUGGGCAGUUCAUCCUUCGGUAUCCAGAAGACCUACCAAGAGUAUCUUGGUGGUAGUAUGCACACUUGGCGUCACCAACUCAGAGACCAGGACAGCAUUUGA
Molecule: messenger RNA, 1458 nt
Organism: Aspergillus calidoustus
Lineage: Eukaryota; Fungi; Ascomycota; Eurotiomycetes; Eurotiales; Aspergillaceae
Source: the annotation of a GenBank genome assembly